Messenger RNA from Cyprinodon variegatus (sheepshead minnow), 3054 nucleotides. RefSeq names its product HFM1, ATP-dependent DNA helicase homolog (gene hfm1). The record is from RefSeq and is a predicted model, not a curated record. Lineage: Eukaryota; Metazoa; Chordata; Actinopteri; Cyprinodontiformes; Cyprinodontidae. Gene Ontology annotation, molecular function: ATP binding; nucleic acid binding. The transcript is spliced from 28 exons. The annotation marks the transcript as partial.
AUGGAGGCACGUCUUGUGAACACACUCACUGUUUUCCUCUCACCAGUGGCUCCCAUCAAAGCUCUCUGCAGCCAGUGUUACGACAACUGGAGCAAGAAGUUCGGCCCCCUGGGUCUGACCUGCAAGGAGCUGACGGGCGACACAGAGAUCGAUGACUUCUUCGAGAUUCACGACUCCCACAUCAUCCUGACCACGCCUGAAAAGUGGGACAGCAUGACAAGGAAAUGGAAGGAUAACUGUUUACUGCAGCUUGUGAGACUCUUCCUCAUUGAUGAGGUGCACGUGGUGAAGGACGCCACCCGUGGCGCCACCUUGGAAGUGGUGGUGAGCAGAAUGAAGGCGGUGAAUUCCUACAGAGCAUCUCAGAGCCCAGAGGGAGGCUUCACCAUGAGGUUUGUGGCCGUGUCGGCCACGGUCCCCAACGUAUCAGACAUAGCAGACUGGCUGUCCAAUGGGAGCGAGCCUGCUACGUUUCUGAGCAUGGACGAGAGCCACCGUCCUGUAAAGCUGAGAAAGGUGGUCCUGGGAUUCCCCUGCAGCGCAACACAAACAGAGUUCAAGUUCGACUUGUCACUCAACUACAAGAUGGCUAACAUCAUACAGACUUACUCUGACCAGAAGCCCACGCUGGUGUUCUGCUCGACCAGAAAAGGAGUUCAGCAGUCGGCUGCGGUUCUGGCCAAAGACGCCCGAUUCAUCAUGAGCUACGAACACAAGCAAAGGUUGAUGAAAUAUGCAAACUCCAUCCUGGAUACAAAGCUCAGAGAUCUGAUGAUGUUAGGAGUUGGUUACCACCAUGCAGGCGUUGACUUGUCUGACAGGAAGCUGGUAGAAGAAGCCUUUACCCUGGGAGACCUGCCUGUCCUUUUUACAACUCGGACGCUGGCCAUGGGCGUGAACCUUCCCGCUCACCUGGUAGUGAUCAAGUCGACAGUGCAGUACGUGGCCGGCUCCUGCGAAGAGUACAGCGAGGCUGACAUCCUGCAGAUGAUUGGCCGGGCCGGACGGCCUCAGUUUGAUACGUCAGCAACAGCAGUGAUCAUGACCAAGGUUCAAACCAGAGAGAAGUACAUGAAGCUGAUGAAUGGAAUGGAGAUCAUUGAGAGCAGCUUACACCGUCACCUGAUGGAGCACCUGAAUGCUGAGAUUGUUCUCCAAACCAUCAGUGAUGUCAACAUGGCUCUAGACUGGAUCCGCUCCACCUUCCUCUACAUCCGAGCUCUUAAGAACCCCUCUUACUACGGUUUCUCUAUCAACAUUGACCAAUAUGGCAUUGAAGCCAAACUCCAAGAACUGUGUCUUAAGAACCUCAACUCUCUGUCCUCCAUUGACUUGAUCAGCAUGGAUGAGGAUAUCAACAUCAAAGCAACUGAAGCGGGCAGGCUGAUGGCGAGGUAUUGUGUUGCCUUUGAAACCAUGCAGCUGUUCAGCAGAGUGACUGGCACAGAAACCCUGCCUGAGCUGGUUGAACUGGUGUCAAAGAGCAAGGAGUUCAGAGACGUUCAGUUAAGGGUGAAUGAGAAGAGGCCGCUGAACACUCUGAACAGAGACAGGAACAGGACAACCAUCAGAUUUCCUCUAGAGGGAAAGAUCAAAACCAGUGAGAUGAAAGUGAACUGCCUGAUUCAGGCUCAGCUGAGCUCCAUCCCAGUUCAGGACUUUGGUCUCACGCAAGAGACGGCAAAGAUCUUCCGGAUCGGGAUGCGCAUCAGCAAAUGCCUGUCAGAGUUCCUCAUUCAUCAGGCUAAGGCCGGUUUCUCUGCUGUGCUGAACUCCCUGAUCUUGGCUAAGUGCUUCAGAGCUAAAGUUUGGGAAAACUCUCCUUUUGUUUCCAAACAGAUCGAGAAAAUAGGUCUGACUCUGUCUACUGCGAUGGUGAAUGCUGGACUCACCAGUUUCCCGAAAAUAGAGCAAACCAACCCCAGAGAGCUGGAGCUGAUUCUUAACCGACAUCCACCAUUUGGAAACCAGAUCAGAGACUCUGUCAUACAUCUCCCAAAGUACGAUGUCAACCUGGAGCAGCUGCCAAGGUACAGCAGCUCCACAGCGGAGAUUUUGGUCAAGGUGACAUUACUGAACCGAGCCCAGCUGCAGUCCAAGAGAACAGCUCCAGCCAACCACUGUGUGUCUUUGAUCGUCGGCAACUGUGAAAACAACGUCAUCUUUCUACAGAAACUCAUGGCUAACAAUUUUAACACUAUCCAGGAUUCAACCAGUAAAAGAAACAAGCCAGUAAAAGAGUGCAACCAUCUCUGCAAGAAUAAAAGUCUCUGUGCUCAUGGCUGCUGUAAAGUAGGUGUUGCUGUUCCACAGAAAAGGUCGAUGAACAAUGAAUCCAGCUUCUCCUCUUACCUGGAGGACCUGAGGAGCAGGUCUGAAGUACUUGAACAAACGCCUGUCAAAAGACUAAAGAUGAAAAUGAGUGAAGAGGCUGUCAACAUGCAGAAGUUUGCUUACAAACCCAAAGGAACGCUUCCCUCUGUCUCCUGGCGUGCAGAAAAUGCGUUCAGAGCUGCAGACCCUGAGCUGAAAGCGGCAGACUGCGCUCAGCUGCCUGAUGUUUUUUGUCUGGAUGAUCUUGACCGAGGUAAACAAACUGCAGCCUUAACCUUGUUUAAACGAUUUCUGUUUCCAGAUUCCUCCUGGUUGACGCCCCUGCCUCUGAGCUCCCGACAGAGAAUAGACCAGAGCAGCACGGGCGACUCAGCAGCAUUUAACCGCUCCACUGUGGCGUCAGAGCAGAGCCGUUUUUCUUCUGUCCAAAUACCAACCGUGACCUUUGACCUGGGAAAUGAAUGGGAUGAAUGGGGAGAUUUCGACGACGAAAACUUGCUGAAUUCCAGCGAGACGCCUCCGUGUACGACCAGCUCCCAGCCUGAGGUGCAGCAGAAACACCGUAUGCCAGGUUGUGCUACAACAUCAUCAGCAGUGUUUAUCAGCAGCACACAGGUCAAUCCCAGUCUCACCACACCAUUCAGAUCAGUUCCAAGACCUGAGGUCAGGGAAGCUGGACCCUCUGCUUCCAGUCACUCCCUCAUAUCCCAGAACAGAAUC